Messenger RNA from Candoia aspera, 1613 nucleotides. It is a transcript of the gene CNGA4, whose product is annotated as cyclic nucleotide gated channel subunit alpha 4. Gene Ontology annotation, cellular component: intracellular cyclic nucleotide activated cation channel complex; plasma membrane. Gene Ontology annotation, molecular function: cGMP binding; voltage-gated potassium channel activity; protein-containing complex binding. Lineage: Eukaryota; Metazoa; Chordata; Lepidosauria; Squamata; Candoiidae. The coding region runs from base 66 to 1613 and encodes 515 amino acids. Gene Ontology annotation, biological process: potassium ion transport; monoatomic cation transmembrane transport. The transcript has 4 exons. The record is from RefSeq and is a predicted model, not a curated record.
ACCCGGGCAGGAGGAGCUACGUCCUGGACCCCUCUGGAGAUCAAUAUUACUACUGGCUCGUCCUCAUGGUGCCUCCCAUCCUCUACAACUGGGUCAUCCUCAUCUGCAGGUUCUGCUUUCCCGAGCUGCAGCAGCAGUACCUGCUGCUGUGGCUGGCCCUGGACUACCUCUGCGACCUGCUCUACCUGGCGGAUAUUGUGGUGCAUUUCCAUACUGGCUUCCUGGAAGAAGGCUUCCUCAUUCAAGACCACUCCCAGAUCUCUCGGCGGUACCGGCGCUCCUCUGCCUUCCUCUGGGACUUCCUCUCUGUGCUGCCCACAGACCUCCUCUACUUGCGUGUGGGGCUGGGCAGACCUGCAGUCCGGGCCAAUCGCUUCUUGCGGAGUCCCCGGCUGUUUGAGGCCUUUGACCGGAUCGAAACCCGUACAGCACACCCCAACUCCUUUCGCAUCUCCAAACUGAUGCUGUACGUCUUCAUCACCAUCCACUGGAACAGCUGCAUCUACUUUGCGCUGUCGAACUUCAUUGGCUUUGGGACGGACGAGUGGGUCUACCCCAACAGCAGCUUGCCCGGAUUUGACCGGCUGCUUCGCCAGUACCUCUACAGUUUCUACUUCUCCACACUCAUCUUGACCACGGUGGGUGACACCCCCAUGCCCCAACGUGAAGAAGAGUUCCUCUUCAUGGCCAUUGACUUCCUUCUUGCCGUCAUGGGCUUCGCCACCAUCAUGGGAAGCAUGACUUCGGUCAUCUCCAACAUGAACCACGCCGACGCGGCCUUCUACCCCAACUAUGACCUGGUGAAGGACUACCUGCACACACACCGUGUCGGCCGGGGGCUCCAGCGCCGGGUGGUUGAUUGGCAGCAGCAUCUGCAGAUGAAUAAGAAGAUGACGAAUGAGCUGCAGAUCCUCCAGCACCUCCCAGCACGCCUGCGAGCCGAGGUGGCCAUCAGUGUCCACUUGCCCACCCUCCGCAAGGUCCAGAUCUUCCAGAAUUGCGAGCAGAGCCUGCUGGAGGAGCUGGUGCUGAAGCUGAAGCCCCAGGUCUACAGCCCCGGCGAGUACGUGUGCAGGAAGGGAGACGUCGGGCGAGAGAUGUACUUCAUCCGUGAAGGGCAGCUGGCAGUGGUGGCUGAUGAUGGUGUGACCCAGUAUGCCGUGCUGGGCGAGGGGCUGUACUUUGGAGAGAUCAGCAUCAUCAGCAUCAAAGGGAACAAGUCCGGGAACCGCCGCACAGCCAACAUCAAAAGCAUCGGCUACUCAGACCUGUUCCGCCUGUCCAAGGAGGACCUGAAGGAGGUGCUGGCUGAAUUCCCCGACGCCAAGGCGGUGAUGGAGGCCAAGGGCCGGGAGAUCCUGCUCAAGAUGGACAAGCUGGACGUCAACGCCGAGGCGGCCGAGAUCGCCAAGCGGCAGGAGGAGGAGCGGCGGACGGCGGCCCUGGAGGAAGGGCUGGGCGCCCUGCAGACGAAGCUGGCCCGCGUCCUGGCUGGGCUGGAGUCCAGCGCCUUCAAGACGGCCCUGCGCCUGGAGCGCCUGGAGUGGCAGCUGCAGGACUGGGGGGAGGGGGAGGGGUGGGGAGGGGGCACGGAGCAGGGGGCCGAGCCUUAG